GCGUCUCCUCUGCAUAUAUCUGUAUAAAACGCGUUCUGGCCCCAGAUAUGUCUGUAUGGACCCCGCAACAAGCUGGUCUGCAGGAAAUUCUGCAGACCAUCCACGAUUCUACGGAUACCCACAAUAAGGAAGUUCAACGAACAAUCACGCAGAAACUUAACCAAUUCACGCGGGUCCCAGAUUAUAUUGCGUAUCUAGCUUACAUCCUUGGCUCUAUGCCGCAGGAAGAGGAACGCAUCCGGACGAUUGCUGGAUAUCUACUGAAGAAUAACUCCCGGCUGAUCCUUCAUUCAUCGCCUCAAGUGGCGCAAUAUGUAAAAGCAACCGUCUUACAGGCCUUUGGCGACUCCUCCGAUAUUGUACGCAAUGCUGCGGGUCAAGACUUGGUCGCCUUCCUUGGGGUCCUCGAACCCAGAAAUUGGCCGGAGUGUCUACAGCAGCUGGUUGCCGCACUUGAUUCGCAGGAUUUAGGACAACAAGAGGCUGCGUUCAACGUUUUGGAGAAGGCUUGCGAGGAUUACCCACGAAAAUUGGACAUUGACAUCAACGGCACGCGACCGCUCGACUUCAUGAUCCCCAAGUUCCUCGUCCUCACCGAACAUCCCGACCCGAGAAUGCGUGCGCACGCUGUCGCGUGUCUUUCCUACUUCGUGCCGAUCAAUUGCCAAUCGCUGUACGCGCACAUCGAUAAUUUCAUUGCAUGCCUCUUCAAACGCGCGUCAGACGAGGAUCCCGCUGUACGCCGGCAUGUCUGCCAAGCGCUCGUUUUGCUGCUCGCGUCGCGCCCCGAGAAACUGAUGCCAGAGAUGAAUAACGUGGCAGAAUACAUGCUAUAUUCUACCAAGGACAAGAAUGAAAACGUUGCCCUUGAAGCCUGCGAGUUCUGGCUCACUUUCGCCGAAGACCCGGAACUAGCGCCAUACCUUCAUCCUCUGCUUUCUAAGGUGGCCCCAGUCUUACUGGACUGCAUGGUGUAUGGCGAGGACGAUCUACUGUGGUUGGAGGGUGAUGUUGAAGAUGCCGAUGUGCCCGACAAGGAUACGGACAUCAAGCCUCGCCAUUACGGCGGCAAGUCGCAUGGGUAUGAGCGCGAAGCAAAUGGUGGCGGUGGUGGAGGCGGUGGAGGCGCAGGCGAUGGGAAGCCUAGAGUAGGCGCGUAUGGCGAGGAGACGAUAGACUCGGACGAAGAGGACGAGUACGAUAUGGAUGAUGACGAUUUUGCGGAUGAGAUGUCCACGGAAUGGAACCUGCGGAAGUGCGCAGCCGCGGCAUUGGACGUUCUAGCUGUGAGGUUUGGACAGGACCUUCUGACGGUACUCCUCGAACCGUUGAAGGAGAAGCUUUGGAGUCCGGAUUGGUUGCAGAGGGAGAGCGGAAUCUUGGCCCUAGGUGCAAUGGCUGAAGGAUGUAUCGACGCGAUCGAGCCGCAUCUGCCAAUGUUAGUACCGUACCUGAUCCAGACGUUGAGUGACCCGAAGCCUUUAGUCCGGUCAAUCACCUGUUGGACUCUGGGUCGAUACGCCAGUUGGUGUACACAGCCUGCAUCGGAAGAGCACAAGAACCAAUUCUUCGUUCCUACCAUGGAAGGUUUACUUCGCAUGGUGCUUGACAACAACAAGCGCGUGCAGGAAGCUGGUUGCAGCGCGUUUGCGACUCUGGAAGAGGACGCAGGCCCUGAGCUGGCACCUUACCUGGAACCCGUUCUGCGAAAUUUGGUAUUCGCGUUCGAUAAGUAUCAACACAAGAACAUGUUGAUCUUGUACGACGCAGUGGGUACCCUGGCUGAUGCAGUCGGGAGGGCUUUGGCCGACCCGAUGUACGUCGAAAUCUUGAUGCCGCCAUUAAUGAAGAAGUGGGAGAAGCUCAAGGAUGAUGACGAAGAUCUUGUGCCGUUACUGGAGUGUCUGGCGUCAGUAACGAUCGCGAUGGGCCCUGCCUUUCUCCCAUAUGCCGGCCCCAUAUUCAUCCGAUGCAACAAUAUCAUCCAUAACGCGCUAUUACAAUAUCAGGCGUACCAGCAGAACCCAGAUAUGGAUGAGCCCGAUCGGUCAUUCUUGGUAGUCGCUUUGGACCUCUUGUCAGGAUUGACGCAAGGCCUUGGUAUGGCUUUGGAGCCCUUAAUCACCCAAACACAGCCGAACCUUUUCUCGUUGCUCACGGUCUGUCUCAAGCAUCCCCAAGCGCCUGUGAGGCAAUCCGGUUACGCAUUGGUUGGAGAUAUGGCCAUGUCGUGUUUCCCUUUGCUGCGCCCACAUAUGCCGGGUAUCAUGGCCGAGCUGAUCAUGCAGCUAGACCCCGAACCGAAGGUUGAAUUCAUCAGCGCCUGCAAUAACGCAGCUUGGUCCGUCGGAGAGGUAGCUCUGCGUUACGGUCGUGACGAUCCCGAGUUCCAGCAAUGGGUCAAUCCUCUGAUUUCCCGAUUAAUACCGAUCCUCUUGCACCCUAAAGCCCCACGUAGCUUACACGAGAAUGCUGCCGUGUCGAUAGGCCGUAUUGGACUUAUGCACCCUACUCUCGUUGCAGCACAUCUCCCUGAAUUUGCUCAGGCAUGGUGCCAGGCGUUGUACGAGAUCCGCGACAAUGAGGAAAAGGAUUCCGCUUUCCGAGGAUUCUGCACGCUCGUGCAGACGAAUCCUGCUGGGAUCGCCAAGAGUAUCCUCUGGUUCUGCAAUGCCAUUGUCCGGUGGAACUCGCCGACGCCAGAGCUAAACUCGAUGUUUCAAACGCUUCUGAGCGGAUUUAAGCAGCAUGAUCCGGCCGGGUGGGCACAGCAAGUGGCGACAUUCCCUCCUGGUAUUCAGGAAAGGCUGCACCAGCGGUAUGGUGUGUAAGACAUCGGUGGAUGUUGCGCGUCCGGUCCUGUGAAUUCAAAAGAAGAUAAGAAUAGCUAUGUCCCUUUCCCUCCAUUGACGUCUCUGUUGUUUGUGCGCUGUGAUGACUCCCUUUGUGCAUCUGGAUCUUACCGUAGCUGUAGUAUCUUCCCAUCUUGUUCUUUUAGCAUGCUUGUGCUCCACGUGCAUCGUCCUCCACUCCUUCCCUCCUGAAUGUCGUAUAUCGUCUUGCCCUCUGUUUUGCAUACGUCAAUUCAUCUCUUUUCGUAGCAGUAGUCAUUUCUCCUCUCCAUUGCAUGCAGUAGAUAGUAUACAGUAGUUACCACGAACUCGACGAUUUCAAGCAUCUAUAUAACUUCGUCAUCCCA
Gloeophyllum trabeum ATCC 11539 is the source of this 3199-nucleotide messenger RNA. Its product is annotated as ARM repeat-containing protein. The record is from RefSeq and is a predicted model, not a curated record. Gene Ontology annotation, biological process: protein import into nucleus. Gene Ontology annotation, cellular component: cytoplasm; nucleus. Bases 48 to 2831 code for a protein of 927 amino acids. Gene Ontology annotation, molecular function: nuclear import signal receptor activity. The transcript is spliced from 9 exons. NCBI's taxonomy places the organism in Eukaryota, Fungi, Basidiomycota, Agaricomycetes, Gloeophyllales, Gloeophyllaceae.